Drosophila elegans is the source of this 2092-nucleotide messenger RNA. RefSeq names its product tektin-4. Gene Ontology annotation, cellular component: microtubule cytoskeleton; nucleus. Gene Ontology annotation, biological process: cilium movement involved in cell motility; cilium assembly. The coding region runs from base 168 to 1925 and encodes 585 amino acids. The record is from RefSeq and is a predicted model, not a curated record. Lineage: Eukaryota; Metazoa; Arthropoda; Insecta; Diptera; Drosophilidae. The transcript is spliced from 3 exons.
GAGCUAUCAACAGUAAGGAAACCCAGCAACCCAUUGAUUUGUUUGCGACCUUCAAACAAUCGCUUGAAAUUUUCAGUUUUAGUCUGCCCCAAACACCAAACGAAACACACUACUAGUUCCCUAAAACUCAAUUGUAUUUUUGUUAAUUUUGCAAGAUUUGUUAGAAGAUGAAUUGCCUGGAGAGCAAGUCGCCGGAGGUGAUUGCCGAGUGCAAGGGCAGGGUAAUUGAGUUGAAUCCGGGAUCGGCGUGUCCGGCCCCGUUGAUCUGUCCCCUGCCCGAGGAACCGCCCUCCCACCGCCUGAAGAAACCACCGCAGCCCGCCCUCGUCGCCUUGACCCCGCACCCCGAUGAGGCCGCUCAGCAGCACCUGCUGCAAAACAUAACUGGUCCCGCCCAAGAACAUCAGAAGCUGCAGGGCGACCUUCAGGCGGGAGUUGACCAGCAGCAGAUGCAGAUGGCCGACAUUCGGGCAGAACAGUACAAUCAGUCGCAGAAGCCCCUCAGAAUGGAGGAGAUGCAGUUUGCGCGCACAAUGGACCCCGAAGCGGAUGAUCUGCGAAAUCCGCCGUGCUAUUUGCCUCAACAGGGCGACGAGCUGCCGCACAAGGACCAGCUGAUGCCGAUGGGUCCCAUCGGUCCCUGGGCAUCCGGCAAGGUGGACUGGAGUCCCAUGGCGGGCAUUACGGGCACAAGGCCCGUCGUUGAUCGCUACUCCAUAACCCGAUAUAGUCCCAACGAAUGGCGCUCCAGGAAUCACGAGACAGUGAAGGUCGUAAACGAAAGUCUGGACAAGGCGGAUAAAAACCGCUUCAGUUCGACCACUGAGUUCCUGAGACUCUCUGCCCUGGUGGCCAAGUCGCAAAAUGAGACCACCGACAAGCUGAGGAUCCGUUCGCAACUGAUUGGCAAAUGGAAAAACACUCUGGAGAAUGCGAUCAAGGCGAUGGCCGAUGAGAUCUCCACCAUGGAGGUGGAGCGCAUCAAGUUGCGCAAAUCCAUGGUGGUGCUGGGUGUCCCCGAGUCCAUUGCAAAGGAGUGCAUCGAGAAGAGGGCCACAAGGCCCGAUACCGAAUUGGUUCGCGACCAGGUGGAGGAGGAGCUGGUCAAUGAGCUGGCCCUGAUUGCCGAGAUUCGCAGGCUGCUGAUGAAGACGCUCGAUGACUUCGAUACCCAGCAGGUGGAGAACCGAACGGCUCGUCAGCGAUUGGAGUACGACUGGAGUGACAAGAAGGAGGCCUACGAGAUCGAUACCCUGAAUACGGGCUUGAACAACAGCUCCAGGAUAAUCAUGUUUCGACCAGGAGCAGUGCGACAACCACCUGAACAGGCAUCCGAGAAGUACUGGGAGCACUUCAGCAAGGAAACGCUGGACGAAUGCGAGAAGUGUCGCCUCAAAUCGGUGGCCUUGCGGAAUACCCUCAACUCGACCAUGAUGAAUGCGGCCCGGGAUAUUCGCAGCCAAGCUGAUGUGGUGGAGAAAGCACUGACCUCCAGGAUUAAUUGCACCCAGGAGGCGGUGCAGCGAUUCGAGAACGACCUCAAGCAAAUCCUGCAGGGCCUGGCCGAUGUGGAGAAUCGCAUUGAGCAGAUGAAGCGGCGCAUUGCCUCCUUCGAUGCCUCCAUGAAGGUGGCCCAAACGCGCAUGGACAACCGCAGCUAUCGCCCCAAUGUGGAGAACUGCCGCGAUCUGGCCCAGCAGGAACUCAUCGACGGUGUGCACACCAUCCAGAGCAGCGUUUCGGCCCUGCUCCACGAACUCGAGGAGGCGGAGCGGGUCAAGACGGACAUGGUCAAUUCCCGGGCUCGCCUCGAGCGCGAAAUCAUGCUGAAGCGGCGCAGUUUGUUCAUCGAUCGGGAGCGGUGCAUGCUAAUGCGAUCGCAUUAUCCUUCGGCGAACACCCUAAGUGGCUCUGCCACAUCCUAGAGGGGUGUCUAAAUUUUGGAGUCUUUUCAAUUUCAGAUAGGGGUGUCCAAAUUGACAAGUGUUCAAUUAGAAUGCAGUGGGCUUUAUUAAUAGUUGUCCGACUAAAAGGGUAUUCAAAAUUUACAAUUGCUUACAUGCGUUAAUAAAUGUAGUCCUUUUGACUAAAA